UCGACACUGGCCAUGACUCGUCUCCUGGUGGCCCACGGCCUGCGAUACGGCCUGAGGGCUCAGGCCUUCACGCGGGCUCCGACUUGCGUGCGCUAUGCGACGACCGCCCCAGCUCCCGACGCCGCCCAGGACAAGAAGAAGUACUCGGCCUCCUUGUUGUUGCCAAAGACGGACAUGCAGCUGCGCGUCAAGAACGCCCCAGCUCUCGAGGCCAAGUACCGGGACAGGACAACCCAUGAACUCUAUCGCGCCCAGUACGACUCCAACCAGGGCAAGGUCUUCGUGUUCCAUGACGGCCCGCCUUAUGCAAACGGCAACUUGCACAUGGGCCAUGCUCUGAACAAGAUCUUGAAAGACAUGAUCAACCGAUACAACGUCAUUCGCGGAAGGAAGGUCCACUACGUCCCGGGAUGGGACUGCCAUGGCCUGCCCAUCGAGCACAAGGCGUUGGCUGCUCUUGGAAAAUCACAUACGGCCCUUGACCCCAUCAGUGUCCGAACCGAGGCCAAGAAGUUCGCUCUGGAGGCCAUAGACAUUCAAAAGGACGAGUUCAAGCAGCUCGGUGUCAUGGCGGACUGGAAUAACGAUAAGGGAGUGUACCGGACCAUUGACCACGACUUCGAGCUGAGGCAACUGAAGCUAUUCCAGAGCAUGGUCUCGAAGGGAUUCAUUUCGCAUCGUCUUCGUCCCAACUACUACUCCCCAUCGUCCAGGACUGCCCUUGCCGAGGCUGAGCUCGAGUACAAGGACCUCACGUCGACGUCCGUGUAUGUGGCCUUUGCCGUUGAGGAUGCGGACGCUUCGGCUCGUUUGCAGCAGGCUUUGUCGAAGGGCCGGGAGACUGUUCCUGGUGCAAAGUUGCAUCUUGCCAUCUGGACGACCACGCCGUGGAGUUUGCCCGGCAACAUGGGCGUGGCGGUUGGCGCUGAGCUCAACUAUGUCGUUGCCGUGGACGAGAGUAAACGUCUUUUGGUUGUUGCCGAGGAGCGCUUGGAGGCAUUGCAACAGUUCCUUGGCCCUCUCGUGGUCGUUGACAAGCUGACCGGCGAGGAACUUGUUGGCACAAAGUACACUCACUUCUUCCACCCUGCAUCUUCCAGCGAAGAACGCCCAAGUGUUUUCCUUGCGGAAUACGUGACUUCCGACUCGGGUACCGGUCUGGUUCACUCCGCCCCAGCUCAUGGUCACGAGGAUUACGAGUCUUUCCAGGCGCUCGGACUGCUCAAGGACGAACUGCGAUGCCCUAUUGAUGAUGACGGAAAGUUCACGAGCGAGGUUCAGGCGUGGUCGGGGCAUGAGGAUUCUGCCACCCUUGUUGGCCUUCCAGUCCAAAAGGCCGGCUCCAAGGCGAUGAUUGAGCUCCUCAAGUCGCACAAUCUCUUGUUCGCAAAGGAAUCUAUCCGCCAUCGUUACCCUGUGGACUGGAGGACAAAGGAGCCCAUUAUUAUUAGGGCUACUCCUCAGUGGUUCGCCGAUGUCGAGUCGUUGAAAGAUCAUGCCGCCGAGGCGAUCUCAAAUAUUAAUUUCAUUCCUGCGAGUGGUCGAAACCGCCUCACGGCCACUGUGUCCUCUCGUUCUGAAUGGUGCAUUUCUCGUCAGCGAAGCUGGGGUGUGCCCAUCCCGGCUCUCUUCAGCGCCACCGGUGAACCACUUCUCACAGAAGAGUCCGUAGAGCACAUCCUUGGGGUUCUCAACGAGAAGGGUGUGGAUCACUGGUGGUCUGGUCCCACCGAAGACUUUAUUCCGCCCUCGUUCAAAGGGCAGGUGUUUACCCGCGGCUACGACACCCUCGACGUUUGGUUUGACAGCGGAACCUCGUGGACUCUUAUCGAGGCUGCCCACCUUCGUCCCGACGACGAGCCCCUGGCCGAUGUGUACCUCGAGGGUUCCGACCAGCACCGCGGCUGGUUCCAGUCGAGUCUGCUGACGCGUCUGGCGUCGCUCGAGGGUCGCCAGGCCGUGGCUCCGUACCGCAACCUCAUUACCCACGGAUUUACGACGGACGAGACGGGCGCCAAGAUGAGCAAGUCGCAAGGGAACGGCGUCUCGCCCAUGGAUAUUGUGAACGGCACAAAGAGUACCCCUGCGCGCGGAUCGGACACCCUGCGUGUUUGGGCAGCUGGAGUCGACUACACACGGGACGCAUCCAUCGGUCCUUCCAGUAUUGAGCACGCCUCUGAGCUUCUUCGCAAGCUGCGCAGCAGCAUGCGGUUCAUCAUUGGCAACACGUCCAGGGCACCGCCACCAGCGCUGGCCGACGUCGAGCUGUCUAUUGCGGAGAGGUACAUUCUCCACCUGCUGAACCAGCUUGAAGUGGAUGUGGAGUCGGCGUAUGACCAGUUUGCGUUUAACAGAGUUGUCCAGAGCGUGUUCACAUUCCAGUCUACCCUCUCGGCGUGGUACUUCGACGUGGUGAAGGACUCGCUCUACUGCGACCCUGUCGAAGGAGCGCGGCGACAGGCCAUUGUUGCUACUCUGAGUCACGUUGUGCAAGCGCUCGUCAAGAUGACCGCGCCCAUUGCGCCACACCUUGCCGAGGAGGUUUACGAGGCGUCGGGAUCCCCCGUGAAGUCGUCAGUCUUCCUCGAUCACUGGUCACCAGAGACGGAGUGGCUCAACCCAACGGCGCACGACGAGAUGACUGCCCUGCUGACUGUGCGCACCGAGCUGCAAAAGUUGUUGACGAGUGCACGUGAAGCAAAGCAACUGCGCGUAGGGACUGAAGCCACUUUGCAAAUCGCCUCCAGCGGAGACUUGAGCAGCCUUCUGGCGAAGAAUGAGGCGCUACUUGCUAGCAUCUUUGGCGUGUCCGAGGUCCGAUUGGCGCCCGGCGUUGACACGGCUGAGUGGUCGUAUGUGGCUCCCGUCGAAACCUCCAAGGGUUCUGCGGAGCUCACCGUCUCGGCGUCGACAAAGAGUGCAUGCCCUCGGUGCUGGCUGCAUACAGCGACAGUGGCAGACGCUUUGUGUCACCGCUGUGAGACAGUUCUCACGACCGCGUAAGCAAGCGCCACGAGCUAGGAUGCAGCCUGCACCCUAGGAACACACCACACCACUCUCCUCUCCACAUAUGCAUUGCAGCGGUUCAGUAUGGGAUGGGCAGGACGAGAGGGGGUGGAACGCGGUAGUCGCGA
This is a messenger RNA of Vanrija pseudolonga, 3134 nucleotides long. RefSeq names its product Isoleucine--tRNA ligase (gene ileS). The coding region runs from base 13 to 3003 and encodes 996 amino acids. The record is from RefSeq and is a predicted model, not a curated record. The transcript is spliced from 18 exons. Gene Ontology annotation, molecular function: isoleucine-tRNA ligase activity; aminoacyl-tRNA deacylase activity; ATP binding. Gene Ontology annotation, biological process: isoleucyl-tRNA aminoacylation; mitochondrial translation. Gene Ontology annotation, cellular component: mitochondrion. NCBI's taxonomy places the organism in Eukaryota, Fungi, Basidiomycota, Tremellomycetes, Trichosporonales, Trichosporonaceae.